Molecule: messenger RNA, 1770 nt
Organism: Rotaria sp. Silwood2
Lineage: Eukaryota; Metazoa; Rotifera; Eurotatoria; Philodinida; Philodinidae
Source: the annotation of a GenBank genome assembly
AUGGAUUUCGAUAUUGAUGCUGUUCUUGAUCAAUUGGAAAAGACGCUCAAUCAAUCGGAUCAUGAAGAGAAAGAAUCAAAUACACUUAGUCAAACAUCUUCAUCACCUUCAACUUCUAAGAAAUCAGUUGAUGAAUUACUUUUACUCGAACUUGAUCCUCUUGGAAAUCCAGACAAUCAUAAUAACAAUGAUAAUAAUCAAGAAAAUGAUGAUAAAAUUGAACGUCUUAAAAAAGAUCUUCAAGAAUUAUAUGCAUCAUCAAUUGUGGUCGAUACACCAUCAAUAUAUAUACCUGCUUUACCUGAUGUUAUUGUUCAACAAGAAGACUCUUUAUCAACAUCAUUACCAUUUGCUGUUGAACAACUUGAAUUGGAAGUACGACAAGAAAUUUUACAACAUACUCUUGAUCAACCAUCAUCACCUGAUUUAACAACUGUUGCAAAUAGUCAUCAUGAUGAUAACAAAGAAACAGCUUUAUUUUCAACAUCAACAAGUUCGAGUGAAGAAGAAGAAGAAGAAGAAGAAGAAGAAGAAGAAGAAGAAGAAGAAGCUUCAUCACCUUUACCAGUAAUUGAAACUACACAAACAUCAAGUAAUUUAACAUAUCAAACUGAACCUGACCUUAUUCAACAUGAAACGCCACCAUCAAAGAUAUCAGGAGUUUUACAUAGUGUUGAUAGUAUUGUCAAUGCACCAAUGGGAACUAAUCUUGACGAUUUUAUCACUUCUGAUCCAUCAAUGAAUGAAACGGCAGCACUUCAAUCAUCUUCUGAAGAUGUCUUCACUGCAUGUAAUGAUAGUGAUGAAAAAUCUAUUCAAUCACCAUCUGAAGAACCUAUAGUGGAUACUGAAAUAUCUUCAUUAUCUUCUUCUCCAAUGACCAAAUUAACAACGGCUGUACCUACGCAAGAUUUUGAUCUUGUUAAAAAUAUUCUAUCAGAAAUUUUUGAUAAAAAUGAUGAAGAAAUACUUGAUGAAAAUCCAAUUGAAGAAAAAGAAUCUGAAUUAGUUAAUAUUGAACAACAAGAAAUAUCUCAACAAUCAGCAUCAAUGACGACAAGUAAUGAUGAAGAUUUUCGUUUUCUUGAUGAAAUGCUUGCAAGUAUCGAUGGACCAGAUGUUGAUAUUCAUCAAUUAACUCCAGCUGAAAUUGAUCGAGUUGAUAAUUUACUCAAAGAAAUUGUUAAUGCACAUCAAACAGAAGAAAUGUCACCAUCGUCAAUAAUUAACGAAAUUGAACCUUGUCCACCUCCAUCUCCUCCUCCUCCUCCUGCUCCUUCUUCUUCUUUAGAACGACCAUCAUCACCACCAACUGAAUCUUUGCUUUCAUAUACAUCCCAACCGGUAGCAGCUGCAGCCGCAACUUCAACAGUACCUGUCGAUGAAGAGUUGAUACGUGUUGAACAAGAAUGGGCUAAAUUAACUGAAGAAGAGAAAACACUUGGUUCAGUUGCACCCGAAUGGGUUAACGAUGAUCAAGCACCUGUAUGCAUGAAAUGUUCAGCUAAAUUUUCAAUAACUCGUCGUCGUCAUCAUUGUCGUGCAUGUGGAAAAGUUUUUUGUUCAACAUGUUGUUGGCAAAAAGUUAAAUUAAUUCAUGGUGAUAGUAAAGAAGAUCGAGCAUGUAAUGAUUGUAUUAAAACUAUUAAUAAUGUUGAAUAUUUAUGGAAUUAUAUGCGUAAUAAUCAAAAACCUCGUUCAUCUGUACUACGCAAAAAAACAGGUAAGAGUUUAAAACAAUCAUUAUCAUCAAUGUACAUUCGAUGUUGA